GUUUUAUAUACUUUAUGCUAACUUGAUCAGACCAAUGCCAUUUUAUUUGCUCUGCUCUCCACAAGUAUACAAGCAAAUAGGGAGCCAUCUGCAAAACCUAGUCAUCUUUCUAAGUCAACUCUGAGGUGAAUUAUACUAGUGUUGUGAUAAAAUAAUUCAAUUUAGGUGAACAGCUUUCCAAAGGCACCAGUGUGGAAGGGCAAGGAGUUCUAAAUGUGUUUGGUUAAAAAAAAAAUUCUUCCAUAGGGUUAUGUUGCCUUUUAUUUAGAUGUGAUCAAGUAUAUUUAUGAUAAGAAAAGGCACCAACUUAAAUGUUUUUAUAUUCUAUAAUUACGUCUUUUUCACCCUUUGUUUAAUGUUCCCAAAAUAAUUGUUUCCAGGAAGAUACAUCAUUUGCACUUUUUAUGUUAUCGAAGUCAAAACAGUACAUAUUUAAUCAUUUGAAUGUAUUCACACAAUUUGAAAACCUGGAAAAUAGUCAUUGAAAGAAACUACCCAUAACUACAGUUUCCCUUUCCCGUCAGUCCCCAAACAUCACAUCACCCUUAAGUUCAUGGCCUCUUCCCAGCACGUGGACAACAGCAGAAAGAAUGUUUUCACUCUACACGUCCUACAGUCUGAGGAGAACAAAAUGCUGCAUAACUACCCAAUCCUGGCCCUUCUAUUUAACUAGAGCUUAUUUCCGGACAGUGAAGUCAGUUCUAUCAUAACACUGAACCGAAAUACGAAAAGAGUGCGUUUCAAAAUGGUCACGGAAUUUACACCACCUUAUCCAAACCUUCUGACCCGGUGCCAUUUUCCUUGGACCCCACGCUGCUUUAUCAUAAGAGAUCCAUUAACUAUGCCUCCUACCCAAACCACACAGUAUUAGAAAUUUAAAGUCAGCUCUCCUGAAGUUGCACCUGGGAGUCCCACACAUCCACCACCAAUUAGGACACAAUCAACUUCUACCGUACUCGCGCCACCAGGGACACCUGCGAGGAUGGACCGGCACCUUGGCCAGGAGCAGGAGGCCGGCCCCGCAGCGGGUGAGGGUGGGGCACGCUUCCCUCCGCUGCCCCGCCGCGGCGUCUGACGUCUCGCGCGUCGCCGACCUGGAGCUACGCGGGGAGCCCGGCCGCAGCAAGCGGGGUGUGAAGAGAAAAAAAUGACAUUCCAAUGGGCGGCAGUUGCAACCUUUCUUUAUGCUGAAAUAGGACUCAUUUUAAUCUUCUGUUUACCUUUUAUUCCUCCUCAGAGAUGGCAGAAGAUUUUUUCAUUUAAUAUCUGGGGUAAAAUUGCAACCUUUUGGAACAAGGCUUUUCUUACUAUUAUAGUCCUAUUGAUUGUUCUGUUUCUAGAUGCUGUGAGGGAAGUAAGGAAAUAUUCCUCUGUUACUACUGUCGAAAAGAGCUUACCCAGCAGACCUGGUGCCCAUGAACAUACACAGAUGAAACUUUUUAGGUCUCAAAGAAAUCUUUACAUUUCUGGAUUUUCAUUAUUUUUUUGGCUAGUGCUAAGACGUCUGGUUACCCUUAUUACUCAGUUGGCAAAAGAACUAUCAAACAAAGGAGUACUUAAAACUCAAGCAGAAGAUGCUAAUGAGACUGCCAAAAAAUUCAUGAAAGAGAAUGAGAAACUAAGACAGCUCUUGAAACGCUGUAACAAGGAAGAGGAACACCUUUUGGAAGCACAAAACAAAAAACUGGUAGAAGACCAGGAAAAACUGAAAACUGAAUUAAAGAAGACUUCAGAUGCCCUUUCUAAGGCACAAAAUGACCUGAUGACAAUGAAGAUACAAUCAGAGAAUCUUUCAAAAGAAUACGACCGACUCCUAAAAGAACACUCAGAACUUCAGGGUCAUCUAGGAAAAGGCAACAAGAAAGGCCAGUGAACUGUAUGAAAGAAGAUUGCGACACACAUGUCAAGAUAAUGAAUUUGUGAUCAUGUUAGCCUCUAGAAAAUUUAAAAUUCAGUCCAGAAAAAUGUACUCUGACCAGCCAGUAUUUUUUAAAUGUCAUGCACAAUGGCAUCAUCACAAUAUUUGGUGAUGUUUUACACAUGUUGUACAGUAUUCUGGCUCUUAAAUAAAAUAUAAGCAUGUUGCACACAAUAUUUAUAUAUUCAUAGUAACACUGGUGGAUGGUGGUUGUUUACCAAUAGAAGGAAAAAGUCAUUAGCCAGUUUCUUCCAAAAUUAGAUUUUUAAGUUGCAUAAAACCAUUAAUAGCCUUUAAAAGCUUUGAUGAGGUUCCCCUACUAAUAAUCUAAUUAAUCAUAUGAUGAUAAUGAUUAUGUAUUUGAGUAUAGUAUCCAGUACCAGCAAAUGUGUUCAUAGGGAUAUUAAAUAAGGGUAAAUGAUCACAAGUUGCCACUAUAUUAAAAGAGAAGAGUCAGAAAGUGCAAAAAAUAAAAACAGUGACCUUAGGCUUUUUAAGCCUGAUGAUACUAUGGUUUACUCUCAUGAGACAACUAUAUUUAUAAUUUUUGUUACUGUACUUCUGCAACUGUUGGACUGUUUUUGUUGACAUUUGUGUUAAUAACAUAAGUGUUCAACCUUUUAAAAGUUUAUCUAGGAAUGGAGUUUACAUCUAUUUGCAUUAACUGUUAGAGCACUGAACUGAAAUUAUUUUACAAUAAUGAGGAAUUCUUGACUCAGAAACUUAAUGUACAACAUAUUAAAAAAAAACAAGUAUUUCCCAUUGCUGU
Molecule: messenger RNA, 2687 nt
Organism: Phyllostomus hastatus (greater spear-nosed bat)
Lineage: Eukaryota; Metazoa; Chordata; Mammalia; Chiroptera; Phyllostomidae
Product: B-cell receptor-associated protein 29
Exons: 8
Coding region: 1148-1873 (241 amino acids)
Biological process (GO): endoplasmic reticulum to Golgi vesicle-mediated transport; intracellular protein transport
Cellular component (GO): endoplasmic reticulum; endoplasmic reticulum membrane
Source: RefSeq, a predicted model, not a curated record